Molecule: messenger RNA, 1488 nt
Organism: Lactuca saligna
Lineage: Eukaryota; Viridiplantae; Streptophyta; Magnoliopsida; Asterales; Asteraceae
Source: the annotation of a GenBank genome assembly
AUGGUUCAAUCUCAACCUCACUUCCUCCUAGUAACUUAUCCAACCCAAGGUCACAUCAAUCCAGCUCUCCAGUUCGCUAAACGACUCCUCCGAUUAGGUGUCAAGGUCACCUUCACCACCUGCCUCUCCGCCUAUCGUCGCAUGAGCAAAGCUGGCCGGAUUCCAGACAGUUUGAGCUUCGCUCCCUUUUCCGACGGCUUCGACGAUGGCUACAACUACAAGGACAGUGACGCCUCAUUUUACCUGACACAGUUGAGAAACCGAGGAAAACAAAGCUUGAAAGAAACCAUUCUUUCUUGCGACAAAGCUGGCACUCCGAUCACUUGUUUGGUUUACACCAUCCUUCUCCCUUGGGCUGAGGAGGUGGCGCGUGACCAAAACUUGCCAUCAGCUCUUCUUUGGAUUCAACCAGCAUCUGUAUUUCGUAUCUACUAUUAUUACUUCAAUGGGUACGAUAAAUUAAUUGGUGAAGAGUCAAAAGACCCAUCAUGGUCCAUCGAAUUACCAGGGUUGCCAUCUCUCAAAAGUCGCGACCUUCCCUCCUUUUGUCUACCUUCGAACACUUACAACUUCGCACUUCCUUUGUUCAAAGAACAGCUAGAUAUCUUGGAUUCAGAAGACAGGCCUAAAAUACUAAUGAACACCUUCGAUGCUUUGGAAGAAGAUGCUUUGAAAGAUAUCGAUGAGAAGCUAAACAUGGUCGCAGUAGGGCCGUUGAUUCCGUCAGCUUUCUUGGAUGGAAACGAUCCAUCAGACACAUCCUUCGGCGGAGACUUGUUUGAAAAGUCAAAAGACUACAUCGAAUGGAUGAACACAAAGCCUCAGGGAUCCAUCGUGUACAUUUCUUUUGGCACCUUGAUAACACUGUCGAAGAAACAGAAGGAAGAAAUGGCACAAGCUUUGUUGAAGAUCCGACGUCCGUUUUUGUGGGUGAUCAGAGAUAAAAGCGGCGACAUGAACUGGACGAAAGAAGAUGAAGAAGAGGAAGACGAAGUAAGUUGUAUGAAGGAACUGGAAGAAUUAGGUUUGAUAGUUCCAUGGUGUAGUCAAGUAGAGGUGUUAUCUCAUCCAUCUUUAGGUUGCUUUGUGACGCAUUGUGGGUGGAAUUCGACGCUGGAGAGUAUAGUUUGUGGGCUUCCGGUGGUGGCGUUUCCUCACUGGACAGAUCAGUCGACGAAUGCGAAGCUGUUAGAAGAUGUGUGGGGAACGGGGGUGAGGGUGGCGGCUACCGGAGAAGGAGUGGUUGAAGGGGAGGAGAUGAGAAGGUGUAUUGAAAUGGUGAUGGGAGGGGAUGAUGAAGGAUUCGCAAUGAGAAAGAAUGCUAAGAAGUGGAAAGAUUUGGCCAGAGAUGCUAUGAAGGAAAGUGGGUCGUCUUUUAUGAAUCUCAAGGCUUUUGUUAAAGAAGUUGAUGGAACUUCGAGGCAGAAGAGAGUGCCGAUUUGUAGUGAAGAAUCUGAAUCCGAAUCGAGAUCUGGUUAUUCUGAUUGA